AUGCCGCCACGAAAGACGUCGCGACCGCCGCCAUACGUUGCAAGAAACCAGAGCGGAAUUGCGAUACCGCCAGCUCUCAAAAAUUUGCUUCGGAGCAAACUAGGACGUCUAAUCGCUGGUGGCAUACUGGGCUUUUUCGUGCUCAUCUGGAUGCUGAGUGGAAGUAGUGGUUCUACCACAAGAGGCACAAAGGUGGGAGGCUGGGGUCCGGCAAACAUACCCAAGCCCAAGAUAGGAAGUGGUCCGCCUGUGGUCGUGGUCACAGUUGUGGAUCCCAAGAUGGAUCCUACAUGGACAGCAAAGGUCAAGAGGAAUAGGGAGGAAUACGCCAAAAAACAUGGCUAUCUUACCUUCUUCCCAACCAGCGACAAAUAUCCUAUCGGCAACUCCCCACCCACCUGGGCUCGCGUGCCUGCAAUCCGCCAUGCCAUGACGCUCCACCCGACCUCCAUGUUCAUGUGGUAUCUUGACCACACUGCCCUGAUCAUGAACAUGGACACGCCCAUCCACACUUCGCUCCUUACGCCCGCCAAACUCGAGUCAUACAUGAUCACCAACGCCCCCGUUGUUCCCCCCGAAAGCGUCAUCAAGACAUUCGGCAACCUAAAGGGCGACCGGAUAGAUUUUGUCAUCACCCAAGACAAAGACGGCCUGGCGCCGAGCAGUUUUGUUGUCCGAAAUGGAGAAUGGGCAAAGUUCUUCCUAGACACCUGGUUUGACCCCAUCUACCGAAGUUACAACUUUCAAAAGGCCGAGUACCACGCGCUCGAGCAUAUCGUGCAAUGGCACGGUACGAUCCUCGCCAAACUCGCAAUGGUGCCCCAGAACCUCCUCAAUUCCUACGCUCUCGGCCCCGCAAACGAACGCAACGGCCGCUUUCAAGAAGGUGAUCUCGUUGCCGUCUUCCCCGGCUGCGACAAGAACGGUCGAGACUGCGCCGUGGAGCAGCAGGCCUACUGGACUAAGCUGGAUGCCGCGGCCUAG
Molecule: messenger RNA, 984 nt
Organism: Bipolaris zeicola 26-R-13
Lineage: Eukaryota; Fungi; Ascomycota; Dothideomycetes; Pleosporales; Pleosporaceae
Product: glycosyltransferase family 34 protein
Exons: 3
Coding region: 1-984 (327 amino acids)
Biological process (GO): protein N-linked glycosylation
Cellular component (GO): mannan polymerase complex; Golgi membrane
Molecular function (GO): alpha-1,6-mannosyltransferase activity
Source: RefSeq, a predicted model, not a curated record